Histoplasma capsulatum G186AR is the source of this 1467-nucleotide messenger RNA. Its product is annotated as aspartic protease. The transcript is spliced from 3 exons. Gene Ontology annotation, biological process: proteolysis. The record is from RefSeq and is a predicted model, not a curated record. Bases 1 to 1467 code for a protein of 488 amino acids. Lineage: Eukaryota; Fungi; Ascomycota; Eurotiomycetes; Onygenales; Ajellomycetaceae. Gene Ontology annotation, molecular function: aspartic-type endopeptidase activity.
AUGCGCGGUGUCACCGCUCUCUGCACGCUGGGGACGGCGCUUCUGUGCUCCCUGUCCACCCUGUCCACCCCCGUCAGCGCCAUCCAGCUCCUCGCCAGGGACGCCCGGAACGUCGUCGGGUUCGAUUUCCAGCGCAGACACGUCGCCAACCCGGUCGAGAGGGACAGGCUGAGGAAAAGGAAAGGCAAUGUAGUUGAGCAGCUGCUGAACAAUGAGGUGACGCUAUAUUUCUGUAACAUAACGCUGGGCACUCCGGAGCAGCCCCUGCGCAUGCACCUCGACACCGGCAGCAGUGACCUCUGGAGUAACGCUCCCGACUCGACGUUGUGUACCCAGAAUGGAGAUCCCUGCGGCGCCGGAGGAACCUAUGACCGCACUGCCUCGUCGACCUAUGAGUUCGUCAAUUCCCUGUUCAAUAUCUCCUACGUUGACGGCUCCAGCGCCAGUGGCGAUUACGUGACGGAUACAAUGCGGAUUGGGGGGGUGUCGUUGAAAGACUUCCAGUUCGGGGUGGGGCAUACGUCCUCUUCGUCGGAGGGUGUCCUCGGUAUUGGAUACCCUACGAACGAAGCCCUGAUGGCCAAGUCGGGCCAAAAGCCCUACGCAAACCUCCCCUUCGCCCUCGUGAAGCAAGGCUUGAUCAACUGGCCGGCCUAUAGCAUCUGGCUUAACGACCUCGACGCUAGCACCGGCAGCAUCCUCUUCGGCGGCGUCAACACCGAGAAGUUCCACGGCAAGCUCCAAACCCUCCCCAUCCAGCAAAGGGAAGGCGGCAUCUACGUAGACCUCGUUGUCGCCCUCACCGGCCUAACCCUGACAACCGGCGGUGUCACCCAAAGACUUGCUGCAGGCGCCGUCCCCAUCCUACUUGACACCGGCAGCAGCCUCAGCUACCUCCCCGACCCGCUCGUCGAUACCAUCUACACCGCCAUCCAGGCCAUAUACGACCAGCCCAGCGGCGCCGCUUUCGUGCCCUGCCGCUACCGAGACGCGAGCGCCUCCUUCACCUUCCAAUUCGGCAGCAGCCGCAACGCCAGCAUCACCGUCGGCAUGGACGAGCUCGUCCUCGACCUCGCCUCCAUCACCUCCAGCCCCGACCCCAACAGCAAGCCUCCCAACAUCAAACCAACCUUCUCCAACGGCGAGCCCGCCUGCCUCUUCGGCAUCUCCCCCGCCGGCGACAGCACCCCGAUCCUCGGCGACACCUUCCUGCGCAGCGCCUACGUCGUCUACGACCUCGGCAACAAUCAGAUCUCCCUCGCGCAGACCAAUUUCAACGCCUCCGCGGACCACAUCCUGGAAAUCGGCGACGGCGCCGCGGCUGUACCGUCCGCGACCGGCUCGCCGCCCGCGACUUCGACGGCCGGCGCGGGACCCACGGCGCGCCCUUUGCAGGUGGGCCGCGUGGGCGCGUGGGCGGGGUUGGUGGGGUUUGGGGCCGGCGCGGCGGUGUUGGGGGUCGUGUAA